AUGAGUGCAAAGCGCAAACGAAUUGUGGUUUCGAUGGAUACACGUUUAAAAGUGCUAAGGCGGAUUGAUAAUGGUGAAUCCGUAGCGAAAAUAUGUGCAGAAUUUAGUGUUGGAAAAAGCACUGUAAAUGACUGGCGAAGAGAUAGGCGUUCCAGUGAGGAGUUUUCCUCGAAAAUGGAAUCUGAUAGAAAUCUGGGUAGCCGUUGUACGAGAAAAAAACCGAUUUACGAGGUCGUCGAUGAAGCUUUGUGGAUCUGGUUUCUUCAGGAACGUCGAAGAGGUACACCGAUUGGCGGCCCAAUUUUGAAAGAAAAAGCUUUGGCUAUCCACCAGAAGAUUAAUGUUGGAGGUGACUUUGUGGCAAGUGAUGGUUGGCUUAAUCGAUGGAAGAAGCGACACGGAAUUCAUUUCGCACAAGCAAGUGGAGAAAAAAUGUCUGCUGAUACUUCUGGUGCGACAGAAUUCAAGACUAAGUUUGGUGAAAUGAUUAAAACAGAGGAAUUAUCUCCAGAACAAGUCUAUAAUAUAGACGAGACCGGGCUAAACAUUAAAAUGUUACCAGAAACAACUUUUCUAGGCAGUCAUGAACAGUCUGCCUCUGGCUUCAAAAAGAACAAAGAACUUAUUACAGUGGCCUUCAAUAUGAAAGUGCUGUUCCUCCUCACUCUCUGCAUUGCCAUGCUUUUCGGCGUCAUGGGCCAGAGCUGCCCAUCCAAUUUCAAAUGGGAUAGUGGCAAUAAACUCUGCUUGGCUGAGCGUCCCAUUCAUGGCGAAUGUCCUGCAGGUUCGCUAUACAACUUGAACUACAACAAAUGUGUUUAUGCAGCUCGCGGUUGA
Molecule: messenger RNA, 837 nt
Organism: Anastrepha obliqua
Lineage: Eukaryota; Metazoa; Arthropoda; Insecta; Diptera; Tephritidae
Product: jerky protein homolog-like
Exons: 2
Coding region: 1-837 (278 amino acids)
Cellular component (GO): nucleus
Molecular function (GO): DNA binding
Source: RefSeq, a predicted model, not a curated record